Messenger RNA from Folsomia candida, 4151 nucleotides. RefSeq names its product ATP-citrate synthase (gene ATPCL). Gene Ontology annotation, biological process: acetyl-CoA biosynthetic process; fatty acid biosynthetic process; tricarboxylic acid cycle. Gene Ontology annotation, molecular function: ATP citrate synthase activity. The record is from RefSeq and is a predicted model, not a curated record. Gene Ontology annotation, cellular component: cytosol. The transcript has 25 exons. Bases 235 to 3498 code for a protein of 1087 amino acids. NCBI's taxonomy places the organism in Eukaryota, Metazoa, Arthropoda, Collembola, Entomobryomorpha, Isotomidae.
AGAACGUCGUGUGGUUCCAUUUUUCCUACUCCCAGUUAUCGAUCCAUUUUACCUCAAAGCGCACUUUUACCAUCAAUUAUUUUUGGACUCUCUCCCCCUCGUUCUUUGCCGCUAUUAUUGUUUUAUCACGCUGAUUUUGAAGAAACAGAAAAACAAAACCUUUAGCCAACAGCUGAGCGGAGCCUGUGUGUAACCUUAUUAGAUAACAUUCCAGCAGAGUGAAGAGAACGAGCAAUGUCGGCAAAAGCAAUUCGUGAAGCGACGGGAAAGACGAUCCUUAACUCGGCCUUGGCGAAAUGUCCACACUUUUCGCCUUGCCGGUUCGCCUCAGUCGAUGAGGAUAGUUUGGGCGAUGGGCUGCUAAACAACAAUGCGUGGUUGACCUCCACACCCCUCGUUGUCAAACCGGACCAGCUGAUCAAACGCAGAGGAAAGUUGGGGCUUAUCAAGGUCAAUGUAGACUUCCCAGGGGUGAAGCAAUGGCUCAGUGAGUUUAUGCUGAAGGAAAUUAAGAUUGGCAGAACUAGCGGAAAAUUGCGCAAUUUCAUCAUCGAACCAUUUCUUCCUCACGCACAGGACGAAGAAUCAUAUGUAUGCAUCUACUCUCACCGAAAUGGAGAUACAAUUCUGUUUCAUCAUGAAGGGGGUGUGGACAUUGGAGACGUUGAAGCAAAGGCAAAGACACUUCUGGUUCCCAUUGACACCACACCCACUGCUGAAGAGAUUAAAAAAACUCUUUUAACAGACGUCGCAAAGGACAAACAAGAAAUGGUGGCCCAGUUCGUUGAAGCACUUUAUAAAGCCUAUGUGGAUUUGUACUUCACAUAUUUGGAAAUUAACCCAUUGGUUAUCACUGGGGGAAAGGUGCACAUUUUGGACCUUGCUGCAAAAUUGGAUGCGACAGCAGAUUUUAUUUGUCGAGGCAAAUGGGGUGAGAUUGAAUACCCUCCUCCUUUUGGACGAGACGCGUAUCCUGAAGAAGCGUAUAUAGCAGACUUGGAUUCGAAAUCGGGUGCUAGUUUGAAGCUGACUUUGCUGAACAGUGCUGGACGUAUUUGGACAAUGGUUGCUGGUGGUGGGGCUUCCGUAAUUUAUAGUGACACGAUCUGUGAAUACGGUGGUGCAAGCGAACUUGCCAAUUAUGGUGAAUAUUCUGGGGCGCCGUCAGAGCAGCAAACUUACGAGUACGCGAAAACAAUCUUGAGUUUGAUGACCAAGGAAAAACACCCGGAAGGAAAGGUUCUCAUCAUUGGAGGUGGCAUUGCUAAUUUCACGAACGUUGCAGCUACUUUCAAGGGAAUUGUUCAAGCCCUGCAAGAGUUUCAAGUCAAACUGAUUGAUCACAAGAUAUCGAUCUUUGUGCGAAGAGCUGGCCCAAAUUAUCAAGAAGGUUUAAGGGUCAUUCGUGAGAUUGGAACUAAUCUUGGAAUCCCCCUACAUGUUUUCGGACCGGAGACACACAUGACGGCUAUCGUAGGUAUGGCUUUGGGGAAAAGACCCAUCAUUGAACAUGCCGAAGGACAUUGCCCAAGUACUACAGCUAAUUUCUUGCUUCCUGGUGGACAGACUGAUGUUAAAAGUCCAGUUGCGUCACGAAAGACAUCAACUGCAUCUGGAAAGCCAGCCAUAGACGUGAUUGACAGUUCAGUGAAACCUGAAGGAGCACUUUUCCACCGGGGUACAAAAGCAAUCAUUUGGGGAAUGCAAACCAGGGCCGUGCAAGGAAUGUUGGACUUUGACUUUGUUUGUAGGAGAAACAGUCCAUCGGUUGUUGCAAUGGUGUAUCCGUUCACUGGAGAUCACAAGCAAAAAUUCUACUGGGGUCACAAAGAAAUCUUAGUUCCAGUUUACAAAAGUAUGGAAGACGCGUUCAAAAAGCACCCUGACUCCGAUGUCUUGGUUAACUUCGCAUCCCUUCGAUCAGCCUAUGAGUCUACGAUGGAUGCAUUGGACUUUCCACAAAUUAGAACGAUUGCCAUCAUUGCCGAAGGAAUACCAGAAAACAUGACCAGAAAGAUGAUUAAAAAGGCGCAUGAAAAGAAAGUCAGCAUUAUUGGUCCAGCUACCGUUGGUGGAAUAAGACCUGGAUGCUUCAAAAUUGGAAAUACCGGAGGAAUGAUGGAUAACAUAUUAUAUUCUAAACUAUACCGACAAGGGAGCGUUGCGUACGUUUCAAGAUCGGGAGGCAUGUCCAAUGAACUAAACAACAUUGUGUCUAAAGCGUCGGAUGGCGUUUAUGAGGGAGUUGCUAUUGGAGGUGAUCGCUAUCCAGGGACAACUUUUAUGGACCACAUUAUGCGUUACCAAGCUGAUCCUGAGGUCAAAAUGAUUGUAUUGUUGGGAGAGGUCGGAGGUGUUGAAGAAUAUGAAGUGUGCGAUGCAUUGAAAUCAAAGAAUAUCUCAAAGCCAAUGGUAGCUUGGUGUAUUGGGACAUGUGCGGGUAUGUUCAACUCCGAAGUUCAGUUUGGGCAUGCCGGGGCUUGUGCAAACUCGGACCGUGAAACUGCACUUGCAAAGAACAAGGCUCUAAAGGAAGCUGGAGCUUUUGUUCCCAGUUCAUUUGAUGAUUUGGGGGAACAAAUUCAAAACGUAUUCGAUGGUUUGGUAUCAAAAGGAGUCAUCAUUCCACGCGAAGAAGUUCCACCUCCAACCGUUCCAAUGGAUUUCUCAUGGGCAAGAGAACUUGGUCUCAUUCGAAAACCUGCUUCCUUCAUGACUUCCAUUUGCGAUGAACGUGGACAGGAAUUGUUGUAUGCAGGAAUGCCCAUUACUGACGUUCUCAAAAAAGAGCUCGGUCUGGGUGGUGUAAUAUCACUUUUGUGGUUCCAAAGACCUUUGCCUCCUGCCGCCUGCAAAUUUUUCGAAAUGUGCUUGAUGGUUACUGCAGAUCACGGACCAGCUGUCUCAGGUGCACAUAACACAAUUGUAUGUGCUCGUGCUGGAAAAGAUCUCGUUUCAUCCCUCGUCUCUGGUUUGUUGACAAUUGGUGAUCGUUUUGGUGGUGCUCUAAAUGGUGCAGCAAAACAAUUCAGUGAGGCGUAUGAUGCUGGAUUAAUUCCUAUGGAGUUUGUCAACGAUAUGCGAAAGAAGGGUCAAUUGAUUAUGGGAAUCGGACAUCGUGUGAAAUCCAUCAAUAAUCCUGACAUGAGAGUUACAAUCAUGAAAGAAUUUGUCAAGUCCACCUUUGCAACUACUCCCUUAUUGGAUUAUGCCCUCGAGGUGGAAAAAAUUACCACGUCCAAGAAACCAAAUUUGAUUUUGAACGUGGAUGGCGUGAUUGCUGUUGCUUUUGUUGAUUUCCUCCGUAAUUCUGGAUGUUUUACUAGAGAGGAAGCUCAAGAGUAUAUCGACAUGGGAGCUAUCAAUGGGCUGUUCGUCUUAGGUCGUAGCAUCGGAUUUAUUGGUCACUACAUGGACCAGAAACGUCUGAAGCAAGGAUUAUAUAGGCAUCCAUGGGAUGAUAUCAGUUACGUACUUCCUGAACAAUACAACGGAUAAUAAAUCAGUCAUCUGAAGACCACAUAGCGAAUACUCGUUCAAUUCCAAUAAUAAUUCAAGAACAUAACAUGCCAUUAUCCCUUCCGAAACAUUCAUGCGAAUGAAUGAUGUUUUAGAAAAAAAAGUAUAUUUAUCUGAAGAAAAAACAACUAUCAUCGUCAAUGUGAAAUUCAAUUAGUCUCUCAUAAAGUAGUUGAUAGCAUGGCCUUUCAAAUAGCGAACUGUAAACUGAUCUGAAGAAAGCUGACAUAUCAAACAAACAUAUCAUUAGAAAGUUGUGAAUCAAGCAAAGCUUACGUCUUAGACUGGAUACUCUCUUCCUCCUCAACAUGAAAAGGUAGACAGAACUGCCCCAACCCCCGACUACAUCAAUUACAACGACUAUUUUAUUAAUUCUUAAUUACAAACCUCAUCAUGGUGGAUUAUUUAUGUGGUGAAUGGAAUCCUUUAAAAUCUAUACCUUUAUUUUUAAACAAAUCGACUGUCGAACUCUCAACAUUGUGUUCUCAAUUAUUAUGAUCCAUUAUUAUUUCAUUUUACUUGUCUACGUUUGUGACCUUUUUACUUUAUGAUGUAUUAUCAAACAAGAGUUUGGCAUAUAUGAGCAGUAUCUGUACCUUAAAAUUCAGUAAAUAAACUACCAUUAGAACUAA